AAGACAGAAGGACGAAUGUCGCUCAGAUCGCGGUCAACCAUUGUUCGUCGGAAUCAAAGUCGGAAUCCAUUGUGACCAACUCCAUCCACCAAACCUGGCGUACCUUGCGGCAAUCAUUUUCUCCUGGCUCUCACGCUGCACACGUUAGCUCACUCAAGGUGGUAAAGUUCACGAUGGAACAAACUCAACACGGGCGAUUCACAAUAGCGUGCUUUAUAUAAUGGACCACGUGUAUUGAUAAUUCGUGGAAAUCUUUGCUUAAAAACACCAGCAAGGACCUAUCAUGCUAGACAUUUCGUAGUGUUAGGCCUACUUGUUUUGACGUCAGUUACUAGUAGGCCUUAUUGGUAACUUACCCCUCAAUUUACACUCUUAAUAGCAGUAGCACGUUUGGCGUAAGACUUGACUGUGUCACGUUGCUAUAAGAAUGGUGGCAACUGGCGGAAAAUAAUUGAAUGUGGCGGCUGCCGGAUAUUGAAAGUAUUCAAGCGCUAUAUAUAUUUUUGAAAAAGAGUUUGCACCCCAUCAUAUCUCUUCGCACUAUCUGGCUUCCGUGUUUAUGAAGCCCCAUCGGUGUCACUUUCCCUUUGUGAUCACUGCAGCGCGGCUGGACCUUUUUAAAGCUUGUUCGUGGUGAAUCCAACGAACUGCAGGUAGGCCUACCAUCGUUCAUAACGACACACUUUGAAAAAAUAAGAAAGCAUGUCAUCAAAAUUAAAAAAGACAUUUCGCUUGAAGACGGUGAAGCUGCCCACAGUUCACGAACCGAUUUUGACGGAGGAUGAGUGUGACGAGCUCAGUCGUUACCAAUAUCCCUGGCAUAACAUCGUUUUUGAAGGCGGCGGCAUGAAAGGCUUCGCUUACGGCGGAGCAGUCAGGGUGCUUGAAGAAACAGGAAUAUGGAGUCAGGUGAAACGACUUGCUGGGUCAAGUGCUGGGGCAGUAACAGCGGGAUUGCUUGCGGUGGGAUACAACUCCCACGACCUUGAGGCACUUUUCAAUCACCCCGACCUGGAGCGCAUUUUUCUCGAUGCCAGGUUUGGUUUGUUCAGUUUAUUUCCCAACAUGAGGAAACGUUUUGGUUGGCAUCCAGGCAACAAGCUGUACUCAUGGUUUGGCAAGAUGCUAUACAAGAAGACAGGCAACGCUGACAUCACAUUUGAACAGGUGUACACAAUGUACGGCAAGGAGCUGUGCAUCUGUGUGACAAAUAUCAAUUUUUUGGAUUGUUUUUACUGUCACGUAAAGACGACCCCGGAUAUGCCAAUUAGAAUGGCCAUGCGCAUGUCAGGCUCUAUUCCAGGGGUUUUCUGCACAGUUAAGAACAGCCUGAGUUCGUUUCCUGAUCAUUACGUCGAUGGAGGCCUGUUGGUGAAUUACCCCAUCCACGCCUUUGAUGGCUGGUAUCUGUCCAUGAGACCGGAAGACACAUUCCUGAAGAGAGUACAGCCCCUGAGAGACAUCCGCAAACUCUGGGACCGGAAGGAGCGCUUCAGGCACAAAAAUGAGCGGACCCUGGGCUUGCUACUGUAUUCAGAUUUUGAGCCUGAAGUGAUGAAGGAUGCCUUGAACAAGCGCCAUUCCUACUACCAGGACUAUGUUCAGGCCACACCCAACACCAAACUUGCCAAGAAAAGAAUGAAAAAGGCCAAGAGUAAUUACAUUGAGACCCAGCACAACAUUCUAAUGGAAGCGAUGGACAAGCUUUUGGCUGAACUGAACAAACAAGACGUAAACAUGGAUGGCAACAUUCAGUUGGAUGAAUGGAUGAAGGCAUUCAACAGUAAGGAUUCAGAGUUCACAGAUGAGUACAAGAAGAUACUGUUUGACGAGGAUGGUUCAGAUCCAGAGAAGAUAUUCAACAAGUUAGACUUCGACCAAAAUGGAGAAAUCAGCUACCGGGAGUUGCUAUACUGGGCGGAGAAACGAGGGCUGAAACUCCUCUCUGCCUUCCGAGGGUACGAGAGGCGAGAAAUCAAGUCAAUGACGGAGUUCUUUUCGACGUUGAUGGAGUGCCUGCUUCUUAAUAUGAAACGAGUCUUCAUUCAGAUUUGUGCAGUGUUUCUUACCACAUCAUUACUUCGUGAAAUUCAGAGGCAGUGUCAUAGAGGGAUGUUUGUCACAGUGCCAGUGCGACAGGAACGGGUGCAUUGCAUAGUUGUUUGGGAAUCAGUGAAGUUUAGUUCGACCAAAGGAGCCUCAGUUGCUAAGAAUAUUACGCUCUCUUUAGACUCAGCUCCAGGCUCAUGGAGUACUGCGGAUAACGACCUGUUCCGCACUGUUGGAAUAGAUUGCAGAUAUCUGGAUGCCAUGGAUUUCAAUAUGGACACGGAUGACAAGAGGUUCCUCAUUGAGCAAGGCAAGUUGGGCUGCAUGGCCUACCUGCGAGAGUUUGUGGACAAGUUCAAACCGCCCCCUAGAAGAAAGAAGUUGAUGAGCCAAGACAGCAAGAAGUUAGAUCCGGUGACCCUAAAGGUCACACGACUGCUCAACAGUGAGUCCGAUGCGGAAGGGCUGGCCUCGCCCAUGCCCCCGACGACUGCUGUGCCCGAGGACGCACCCGAUGACAUCUUCGGCAGAGAGAUGCAGGAGGUGAGUAUGAAGGUCGACAAGCCUAGCUCACCUGCUUGCAACAAGCAUGUCAAAAUAACCCUGCCGGACAUGCCAGAGGAUGACCAUGACAGUUCAAGAUCAGUGGCCAGCUGCGAAGAUACACAGUUGGUGAUAGGGGCCAACGCUGCCCCUUAAUUCAUUCGUUGUGGAAAAUGCAUUUACUUUAAAAUGUCCUGUCCUCAAAUGAAAUCUGCUCAGAUGCUCCUAGGAAACAAUGAACAAAAACAUCUUGUGCAGUAAUUCUCACAUCUCUGGAGCUGUAUUCCUUGUCAGUUGUAAUAAACUGAUUGUAAUUUACCUCCCAGUGCAAGGUUAAGUCAGAUACAUGGUCACAGUGGAGGUGUAUAUGUGAGCUUUCUCUUCGGGAACUAGUUCAAAUGUUUGAAGACAGACAUUUCAUUGGGGAUGAGUGAAAUUCGCCAGGUCUCAGGCAUAGCCAUCCAGUCAAAGAGGCAUCUCCCUAAGAAUAAGCAUGUUUAAUAAGAGACACUGGUGCUCUUAGUAAUGCAAGACUUUUGGACAUUUUGUGGUAGCCAACAUAUCAGUCCUUUCUCCCAGUUCAGGGCAUGCGUGCAUAGUUCUGAGCAAGCACACAGUUGUGGGAAAGGACCAGUAUGUCAGCCUCCACCAGGGUCUUAAAGUGUCCCGUGCAAUGUAUCUUUCUUCGGAUACAGAAAUAGUAACUUUUAAAAUUGACUGAGGUCAUUCUGUACAAAAGUUGCUUAAGUUCACAUCAAUAGCUCAUUUUGUAUUAUGGAGUCCAUUUUCCUCAGAAGCGUAUCUUUAUAUUUGUUGAAAUUUUAGUCGUAUCUCUCUUUGUAUUUUUCUAAAAAGUGCCUUUUGAUGCUAUUUUUGCCCCCCCCCCCGGUCUUUACCUAUCAUAUCUAGGCUGAGGCUCAUUUUAGGCAUGUUAUUUUAGUGCCCUUAACCUCAGAUUACCUUAGAUAUCACUGUCAAUUGUUCUUGCUUGAAUCCAGUGGGGAACUUCAUUUGAAAUAUUGUUUAUACCGGUGUCUUGUCUAUGACUUUUGUAAAAAUAAAUUUGUAAACUGUCACUUUAUUUUGACAUCUGCACUUUGCACAGGUUUUUGGAAUAACUGCAAUGCAGACAAUAGUCUAUUUUUCUGUUGGUACAUGUACAUAGACUUUUUAUUUCAAGAAGAUACUAUUACUUUUGUAACUGUUUGAUUUGGUUUUCCAGAGUACUUUUAUUUUUUAAAUGUAACAAACAGUAACUGUAAAUGUAUUUUCGUUUUGUCAGUCCUUGACAUUCCUAUCUUGCAAUGUGAUACUGAUGCCUUGUGGAAUUGUAUGAUUUUUGAGAAUCUGAUAAUGUUUUGAGCACUGUGCCUGUGCUGGUGCCAGGUUCGACUGGGAAGAGCUCACUGAAGACAUAUGCAAAACUUCUACUGAGUUUGACAUGGAGGAACUCACUAGAAAUUUCGUGCAUUUCUGUCGACCACUCCCAAAGAGAAUAACUUUUGUUGGGGAGGGGAGGUCUCCCAGUAAUGGCAGAAGUUGAAUGGUAGAAUCCAUUGCUUCAGUCAUGCUUCCGCCAUUGCUUAGAAAAAGGACUCCUUAUAAUCUGGGGCACUUCAAUCUUUUUCCUGGAUUUUGCAAAAUCAGUGGUUAAUCUAUACUUUGGUAACAAUCUUCAGUGGUACUCUUUUGACAGAUUUUUUUCGUCACCUGCUGACAGUGACAAUGAAACUAGAUCUACAUUUGUACAUGUUAAUAUUUUUGUACAUAAAAGUGAACUUUUUUUUACAGUUUUUGGUACCUUAUUCGCGACUUGAAUUUCAUUUUGCUACAUAUAUUUUUAUGCUGAAAUAUUUCUUAGAGUUCAUAAAAGGCAAAAAGCAAUACAGUUUACAAGUUAUCUUUUACAGCAGGUUGGUUCAUAGCAUUUAGAAUUCUUUGUCAGCUGAAAAGUUUAAAUUGAUUAGGCCUAUUGCAUCACUGUUACAAAAGCCCAUGAAAAUAAAUGGGUAAAGGUUUGGUCAGAUUGGUUUGGUCUUCGAGAAGUUUUCACUUGAAUCGCCCAGAAUUCAGGUUGUUAAUAGGCCUAACCAAUUUAAACUUUUCAGCUGACAGAAUUCUAAAUGGUCCGCUUUGCAGUGUUAUUUACUUUGAAAAAAAAAUGUGCAAAAAAGAUUGUGGUUUAUAGUAAUGAUAUUGUUUAAAGCAUGUUAAAGGACUUGCUGAUUUGUAUGUGUAUUUCGAUUUUUUUUACCCAUCCUCAGUCGCCUACACAAAAUGCUGGAUGACUUCACCUUUAGACAGCCGGUAGUAAAAUGAGGACAGGUGUUGAAAGCUUCCCUCAUUAACUGGGCUCAUGAGGCAGAUAAGAAAACAGGCUUUUGAAGAUGUGGAUAUAUAAUGUUUCUGCAUCUUGGCAUUUACAUACAUUGUACAUUGACAAACUUGCUGGAAUAGUUUGGCUGUGGUACAUGGAUGGAAAAAAACUUGACUUGAAAAGACUAUGUGGCAGAGAUGUGGUCUUCCAUCUGCAUUGAACAAAUUACUGUAUUUGGUAAAUAAAUCUUGGCAAACAAGAGCUUGCACUUUGGAUUAACCCCCGAAGGAGUUUGUACUGCGGCGCGCACCGCACGGUCAAACACUGACGCGCUCCAGUGUUAAAACGAUGUAUCCCAGGUGGGAUCGGUCCCUGUGAUCGGUGUGUGCAUAUCGAUAUGAUUCACAAAAUGUUAGCGAUCACUCACACCAUGGAUACUCGUGUGGCAGAGCUAGAAAUGUUUAUGUUAUUAAGUACAUGUUUUUACAUAGAAGUAGUUCCCCUUUAAAAUGUUUAACUUUAGUUUAGAGUUUUUGAUUUUUUUUUCUAGUAGUGUGCCCCCCUGUUUAUUUGUUUAAGCCCUAGCUUCCCCCAUAUAGAGUUACCACAUGGUCUGGUCACACUCAGUGUAGCAGAUCAGCAGAGACCAGUCACCUUCACAUGUACCUAUGUAUUGU
Molecule: messenger RNA, 5586 nt
Organism: Acanthaster planci (crown-of-thorns starfish)
Lineage: Eukaryota; Metazoa; Echinodermata; Asteroidea; Valvatida; Acanthasteridae
Source: RefSeq, a predicted model, not a curated record